Symsagittifera roscoffensis is the source of this 1530-nucleotide messenger RNA. RefSeq lists its product as uncharacterized. Lineage: Eukaryota; Metazoa; Xenacoelomorpha; Acoela; Convolutidae. The record is from RefSeq and is a predicted model, not a curated record. Gene Ontology annotation, biological process: proteolysis. The transcript is spliced from 4 exons. Gene Ontology annotation, molecular function: aminopeptidase activity; zinc ion binding. The coding region runs from base 162 to 1406 and encodes 414 amino acids.
UGGCUUCUAAAUCCGUUGGCAAACAAGUCAUUGACUUUUUAUCCAAAUGUACAGACCCAUUUCACACAGUGGCACAUGUUGAAGCCACUUUGGCAGCUUCCAGAUUUGUAAGUCUAAUUGAGAAUGAAGAGUGGACUGACUUGAAGAGAGGAGGUCAUUACAUGGUCAAGCGGAACUCUAGUUCAAUCUGCAUGUUCUCAGUAGGAGAGAAGUACAAACCAGGAAAUGGCAUCAAAAUGAUAUCCGCACACACUGACUCUCCCUGUCUCAAAUUGAAACCAGCUUCUAAGAAAUCAAACGAAGGGUUCCAGCAAGUUGGAGUCCAACUUUAUGGAGGGGGUAUUUGGCACACCUGGUUUGACAGAGACCUAUCUAUGUCCGGUAGAGUAAUCCUAAAGGCAGAAGGACACAUUCUGGAAGAAAAGUUAGUCAAGUUUGAGAAACCGCUGCUGAACGUGCCAAAUAUCUGUAUUCAUUUGGACCGCGAAUACCACAAGAAGUUCUCACCCAAUUUGGAGAAGCAUGUGGUUCCGAUCAUAGCUGCUGUGGAAAAACAUGAAUUGAUCCAAGGCUCGAAAGAUUCGGAACAUUCGUCGUUUGUCAAUCAAACCAGUCCAGUUGUGGUUGAACUCUUGAAGAAAGAAUUGAGCCUAGAAGACGUGAACUCAAUAGUGGAUUUUGAACUAGCUCUCUACGAUCACCAGAAACCAUGUUUGGGUGGAGCGAACGAUGAGUUCAUUUUCUCUGCCAGAUUGGACAACCUUCUCUCCUGCUACAUUUCAACUUAUGCCUUAAUAGACUCUUCAGGCUCUUUGAAAGAUGAAGACAAAAUUAGAAUGGCGUUUCUCUACGAUAACGAGGAAGUGGGAUCUUUGUCUUAUCAGGGUGCUGACUCCAGAUUCACAGAGUCCAUCAUCAGGAGAGUAACAGAGGUUCUCAACUUGCAGCAGUCGGAAAGACCAAGCAAUGAAUUGUUCGAAAGGACGCUUGCCAGCUCCUUCCAUAUAUCUAUGGAUGUGGCACAUUACGUACAUCCGAACUACCCUGAAAAACAUGAAGAUAACAUGAAACCAAAACUAGGCGGCGGACCGGUGCAAAAAAUAAACUGCAACCAACGUUAUGCGUCAUCGAGUCGAAGUUUGGCGGUGCUGAAAUCAGUCGCAGAAAGCGAGCAAAAUGGAACAAAUAAAGUUCCGUUGCAAACAUUAGCUGUUCGUAAUGAUUCGCCUUGUGGGACGACUGUCGGACCGAUUCUGGCGGCAAAACUGGGAAUAGAAACGGUUGAUAUGGGAGUUGGAUGUCUGUCGAUGCAUUCGAUCAGGGAAACUGGUUAUGUUGACGAUGUCAAUCACGGACUGAAUCUGAUCACUAAGUACUUCAAUAAUGCCUUGCCUGUGUUCAAGUGAUUAUGCAAAUUUUAAACGAGUAUCAAUGUAACUAGAUACUAGAACUGCUUUAUAAUGUACAUAGCUUCAAGCAAUCUGUAGUUUUUGUCUACUUUUUCAAUUGCUAAUUUAAGAUUAAUAGCAA